This is a messenger RNA of Capra hircus (goat), 2313 nucleotides long. It is a transcript of the gene FKBP9, whose product is annotated as FK506 binding protein 9. The record is from RefSeq and is a predicted model, not a curated record. The coding region runs from base 24 to 1922 and encodes 632 amino acids. Lineage: Eukaryota; Metazoa; Chordata; Mammalia; Artiodactyla; Bovidae. The transcript has 10 exons. Gene Ontology annotation, molecular function: peptidyl-prolyl cis-trans isomerase activity; calcium ion binding.
CCGCGGCUCCUCCCCUCCCUCGGAUGUGGCCGGGGGGCGGGGGGCGGGAGAGAGGGGGUGGCUGCUGCCGCCCGGGGAGAGCCGGGAGUCUUUUCCACGUUUGCAAAGGCCGCCGCACAUCCAGGCCCGACCAGCGCCGCCCGAGCUCCGUGCGCCCUCGCGGCUCCCCGCCGCGCCCCCUCCUCUCCUCGACUCCGAUGGCGAUCAGGGCCCGGAGUUGGCGGCCCCCGCCGCCGCCGCUGCUCCUGCUGCUUCUCUGGGUGACCGGGCAGGCGGCCCCUGUGGCGGGCCUGGGGCUGGGUUCGGACUCGGAGCUGCAGAUCGAGCGGCGCUUCGUGCCCGAGGAGUGUCCGCGCACCGUGCGCAGCGGCGACUUCGUGCGCUACCACUACGUGGGGACGUUCCCCGACGGCCAAAAGUUCGACUCCAGCUAUGACAGAGACUCCACUUUCAACGUGUUUGUGGGAAAAGGACAGCUGAUAGCAGGGAUGGAUCAAGCUCUGGUUGGGAUGUGUGUAAAUGAGAGGCGGUUUGUGAAGAUCCCUCCAAAGCUGGCCUAUGGAAGUGACGGCGUUUCUGGUGUGAUCCCCCCAGAUUCAGUGCUUCAUUUUGAUGUACUUCUGAUGGAUAUUUGGAAUUCGGAAGAUCAGGUUCAGAUUCACACUUAUUUCAAGCCUCCCAGUUGCCCUCGGACCAUCCAGGUAUCUGAUUUUGUAAGAUACCACUACAACGGAACGUUCUUGGAUGGGACACUGUUUGAUUCGAGUCACAAUCGCAUGAAAACAUAUGACACCUAUGUGGGAAUUGGCUGGCUGAUUCCUGGAAUGGAUAAAGGGCUGUUGGGGAUGUGUGUGGGAGAAAAACGCAUCAUCACCAUUCCUCCUUUCUUGGCCUAUGGAGAAGAUGGAGACGGGAAAGACAUUCCUGGUCAGGCAUCUCUGGUGUUUGAUGUUGCGUUAUUGGAUCUCCAUAACCCUAAGGAUGGCAUUUCCAUUGAGAAUAAAGUAGUGCCUGAAAACUGUGAGCGGCGAAGUCAAAGCGGGGACUUUCUCAGGUAUCAUUACAAUGGCACGCUCCUGGAUGGCACAUUCUUUGAUUCCAGCUACUCGCGGAACCGCACUUUUGACACGUACAUUGGGCAGGGCUAUGUGAUUCCUGGGAUUGAUGAAGGUUUACUUGGUGUCUGCAUCGGAGAGAAGCGGAGGAUCGUGGUCCCCCCUCACCUGGGGUACGGUGAGGAAGGAAGAGGGAACAUCCCUGGCUCGGCCGUGCUGGUGUUUGACAUCCACGUGAUUGACUUUCACAACCCGUCAGACUCCAUCAGCAUCACCUCCCACUACAAGCCCCCUGACUGCUCUGUGUUGAGUAAGAAAGGGGAUUACCUCAAGUAUCACUACAAUGCCUCACUUCUGGACGGGACCCUGCUGGAUUCCACGUGGAAUUUAGGCAAAACGUACAACAUCGUUUUAGGAUCUGGACAGGUCGUGUUGGGAAUGGAUAUGGGUCUCAGAGAGAUGUGCGUUGGAGAGAAGCGGACUGUGAUCAUCCCGCCCCACCUGGGCUACGGCGAGGCUGGCGUGGAUGGAGAAGUGCCCGGCAGUGCCGUGCUGGUGUUUGACAUCGAGCUGCUGGAGCUCGUGGCUGGCCUGCCAGAGGGGUACAUGUUCGUAUGGAACGGUGAGGUGUCAGCCAACCUCUUUGAAGAGAUUGACAAGGAUGGUGAUGGAGAAGUCCUCCUGGAAGAGUUCUCAGAGUACAUUCAUGCCCAGGUGGCAUCUGGAAAAGGGAAACUCGCUCCUGGAUUUGAUGCUGAGAUGAUCGUGAAGAAUAUGUUCACCAACCAGGACCGAAAUGGAGAUGGGAAGGUCACGGCUGAGGAAUUUAAACUCAAAGACCAGGAGACAAAACACGAUGAACUCUAAACCUGACAUGAGCCACUUGCAUGAUACCAAGCCCCCUGUUGUGGCAGAAUGUGCACUGAGGGUGCGAGGGUCUCUCAGAAGGGGAAUGGUCAGCAAGUAGUAGGUGGGUCACAUAGCACCUGGGACAUGCAUUGGGGUGGGUUGAUAUACAUGGUGAGAAUUUUAGGCUGAUGCCAGUGAUACUAAAUAAAAUCAGUGUAGGGGCCUUAGCAUGGGUGGUGUAGAACAUUGAAAAUGCUGCAUUGUCAGCUAUUGUUUUGUGAGCCUUCUGGGUAGGUGGUUUGUUAUUAAAGGAAAAUAGCAUCAUACAGAAGUUGUAAUCAUCUUGGAGGGAACAGAGGAAAAUGUGUCUGGGAUAUCCACAUAAAGAGGGUUAAAAAUGUUAACUUGC